Messenger RNA from Aspergillus niger, 2643 nucleotides. RefSeq lists its product as uncharacterized. The transcript has 2 exons. NCBI's taxonomy places the organism in Eukaryota, Fungi, Ascomycota, Eurotiomycetes, Eurotiales, Aspergillaceae. The record is from RefSeq and is a predicted model, not a curated record. The coding region runs from base 1 to 2643 and encodes 880 amino acids.
AUGCGGAACGGAUCGGCUAAAUCGCGUCACGUUAGACCUCUGGACAUCAAGAAACUCCUCGACGACGAUCAUGAAUCCGACGACCUCGAUGCCGAUAUGACUGUCGCGGAAGUGUUUGUCGAUAAUGGCAGAGCUCGGCAGGAUUUGUCCGACCAGCGGGGUACUGUCCGUGUGAUACAGAAGCCUGGUCAAUAUGCCCCUGUGCGGUUCCCCUCCGUCACUCAGGACUGGGAUGCCGCUGCGCAAAACUUUGAGCGCCAGAUCCAGGUCAAGAAGGAGGCCGUCAAGAAGGCGAUGGAUCAGAUCCCGACCAUUCAUGAAGAAGAGAAUAAUGAAUAUUCGAAUGCUGGUUCUGUUAGUGCACGGUCGUCUGCGUGGAGUCCCUAUGAGAACCGUCGGUCUGAAAUCCCCGUUUCGUCUGUGGAAAAGGAUGAGGUCCCAGGCUCGCCUGCGCCUUGGGAUAAGAAGCCAGUACUGCAUGAGGAGGAUUCUCAGAAUCAGGUUGGCAGCAGUAUUGCGGCUACACCUUUGCAUAAGCGCAUGCAGAGCCAGGAAUUGGGGGACUCCCCAUCGCACACCCCGACGCCUGAAGAGCGCGCUGCGUCUAGACACAAUUCCUCGCAAGGUUCCGCAAGACAGCCGGUCAAGGAGGCGACGGAAUCGAAAGCUAAUGGCUCGCACGAGAUGGAGAGUAUCGAUGGAUCUCUGUCGCCCUUGAGUACUCGGAAACCACCCCAGCGGCGACAAGUACCCGAACCCCAGCCGCCAGCCCCAGUUGUUGAUGUUGACAGCGAGAGCGAGAGUGAGAGCGAAGACGAGAGCGAGGAUGAGACAGGAGACGAAAAUAACGAGAACGUGGCUCCCCCGUCUGCUCAGAAGAAUAAGCUCCAGAAUGGUGAUGUCGAAAUGCAUGAUACGGUGGAAUCUACGGAGGAACAGCCACAGUCGAGUAACAGCAACUCGCGCAAGAGAAAAUUGAGCCAGGACAGCUUCGAACCGAGCAAAGAGCCCCGCCUUUCUGAGCCAGGAAGCACGCAUGCUACGCCCAAGGGCAUCAAAGACAGCAUGGUAACAGUUGAGGUGAGUCCGUAUACUCCAAGCAAGCGCGCGCGAGCCCCAUCAGUUGGAUUUAGCCCCCGCCGAAGCUUCUUAAUGCGUGCCCCAUCCGCACCCCCAAAGCAUGGUCUAGGCUUGGGAAUCACAAGAAGCCCUCCAAACAACCGACUUACACGCUAUUUGACCCAGGACUCGGCCGUCCCCCCACCCAACUUUCUGGCCCCUAAUGGUACCCCGGAGAUUCCCAGUAGCGCCCCUACUAUCCGCCGUGGCUCAGUAUCGCUUGCCCCGUACUCCACACCGUCGAAGGCCCAGGCCCCACUCGACAAAGUCAAGAACCUGCACUCGGCCUUGCGUAAGAGCUCCCCGGCUGAACGGCCGUCCGAACGACGAUCAGUAUCGUUCGCUGAGUCAGACGAGGUAGUGUUUGCCGGGUCUCAGCCAGUGCCAAAGUCGAACCCUCAGAGUACCUCUAAAUCUCGAGCCAAGAGUUCAGACCCCGAUAGGAGGACGUCCGACCCAAGCUCCAUGGUCUUCCCUGCUUCUGUGCCCAAAGAGCGGCUGGACCAGCUCAUGGAAGAAGCAAACCGGAAGAUUGAGCAGGAUAAACAAUACGAGGAGAAGUUGCAGGCUAAGCUCCAGACCGCACGGGAGCAGAAAGCUAGUGCUCAGUAUAUUCGCAAGCUACAGGAACUGACGGACGCAUGGACGGCUCUCAAGAAGGCUGAAAAGCACCAAAAGACGAAAACCGUAGCUCAGCGUAAGUUCGAUACACUUCAGAAAGAGGUCGACAGGCUUGAGGCUACGCAGAAACCCAAGCCAGCUUCUGCUACACCACAGAAGAAACAGCAAUCCACGACACCACGUACUCAGCCCACUGAUGCCGUCAAAUUGCCGACGCCGCAUGACACGAAAUUUGCAAGUGACAGCAAAUCUCCAGCUUCGGAAAGCCAUACUCAGCCUCAGAAGACCUCUCCGAUGCAGAUGCGGACCAGGUCAGCUAGCAAGCUGGACGCUUCCCCGAAGAUUGUCCCCAGCGAGCCUCAGAGCUCCUUUGCUUCCGACAACCUGGACCUGCCACCCAUGGACCGAACCGUUCACAGAGCUGGCUCGUCCAAACCCAGCGGAACACCAGUUCGUGCAAGCACGGUAAAAUCGCCCGAAAAGGCUCCUAAGCCGUCUCCGCAGGCACCAAUCGAGUUGUCGUCUGAUUCAGAAGAGUCCGAGGAAUCGGAUUCGGAACCCGAGUCGGAGUCGGAGUCCGAGGAAGAGGAAGAGAAGAAGCCUGCGAUCCGUCAAACAGCGUCGUCACCAGUGAAAGCCAACACCGCAACACCUUCCCAGGUGCCAGCCUCACAACCAGCUCCGUCGCAGACAUGGGCACGUCCUUCAAGUGCAACGCGCACGACGCGCACGACACUAAAGUCAUUGAUCCAGAACCAGAAGAAGGAGCUGGAAGCGAAGACGCAGCCGAAACGCGCGGCGAACUCACAACCCCAGAAGCGAAGCGUGUACUCGCCGCCAUCUGAUGACAGUGAAAGCGAGAGCGAGAGCGAGAGUAGCAGCAGCGACAGCGACAGUGAUUGA